Molecule: messenger RNA, 1145 nt
Organism: Arabidopsis arenosa
Lineage: Eukaryota; Viridiplantae; Streptophyta; Magnoliopsida; Brassicales; Brassicaceae
Source: the annotation of a GenBank genome assembly
AUUUCGAUUUCAACAUACACUGAAACCCUAGCCACAUGAUGAUCAAGAACGAAGAGAAGAUGAGAGUAAGGAUUGCGAAGGAGAGAUCUGACUUAUGCGAGUUGACUGCUGCUGCAAUUAAGGCUACUUACAACACACGGAACCCAUGCGAAGUCGAGAGAUGCGUCGAUUUGUUGAAGCACUUGAAGUCUCUGUCUCUUUCCGCGAAGGAUAUAGAAUUGUCUGAAUCAAUAGUUAAGCUGGAUCCUUUGAGAAGUCAUAGGAACCCUAGGAUCCGUAAGGAAGCUCAAGCUUUGUUUCAUUCAUGGUUGAAGACAUUCUACACACAUGGAAGCGACAACUCUUUCGAUGUUACCAAGGCUCGUUUGAAGACGAAGAAGCAUGUUCUAACAAGGUGUUCGGAGUUGAAGAAGAAGAAAGAAGAUGAGAGAUCAUUAACUCGUGAAACAGAGAAGAUUCAAGCAAGGAACAGCUUUUUGGCGUUGAAGCAGAAAGAGGAUCAUAAAGCUAAGGCUUGUGACGAGAAAUAUGUUAAGGAAGAGACAAAGACCAAUCUAAAGCCGCUCAACGUGAAGACAAGACGUGUCGCUUUGGAGGAUGUUACGACGAAGAAGCCACGUGAAGAUGUUACAUGCAUACUAAGUUCUGGUGCAUGUAUAAAGAAGACUAUAACAGAUAAAAAGGAGCUGAAGAACAAGAAAGUGGACGAGAUGGUGAAGUUGUUCGAAAACGCAAAGAAAGCUGCUGAUGUGGCCAACGCUAAGGGCGUUCUCUCAGGUAAAGCAGAGGCGUCUCGCUGCGUUGAGGCUCUCUCGUUACUGAUGAAAAUCAAUAUUACUCCAAAACCAAGAGAACCAAGGAGGAUGAUGGAUAAGCUUGAGGGACUUACAAAACAUAAAGACCGCAAGAUUUGUCAUGCUGCAUCAGCCCUUCUUCACCUUUGGAGACAGAGGAUCAGAGAACAAGAACGUAAAGAGUCAUCUACCAAGACGUUUCCUAACAACUUUCGUAAAUCUCAUUAGAUAUGUGCGGUCUAGUCAUUUGUACGCAUUGUAUUGUUGAGUGAUGAGCAAGUAUACUAGUGGAUUUCCGGGAUGUUCAAUUACAUCAUCCCGGCGAGAUGUAGGGUUCCACAUUGGAACCUG